UGAUGAAGGGAUGUGCACGGCCACACCAAGUACCACAGACUAUAACUAUAUUAUAAACGCGUUAAGUUUUACCUUAAGGUAUAUUACCUUGUUUCGCGAUUCGUUAGAAUAUAAAAUCGAAUAUCUAUUGUACCAGAAUUUCCAUCGUUUGCCAUGAUCAUUGAGCAGGGUACUGUAUUGUGACCGAUCCAUUCGAUAUUAUCGUAUUCCCCGAUCGCAAUGGUCGUGGUGAUAUUGAUUGGUGAUUGAUUGUAACCAGUACUCUCUGGAUAAAACAUCUUCCAGGUAUGAGGUCCAUUGUGAGCUGCAUAUCCAAACGAAAAGAUCGGCGAUUGACAUUCUUCUUCGAUGAUAGAGUUUCGUGAAAAGAUGUGGGACCACUUCAACAAUUCGCUGGACAGCAACGCUUUGUCGUUGACAAAGUGUAGAUGAAAUUUAUAAUCGUUUGGUAAUUGAAUAUUGAUCGCGCUCACAUACCUAGGAAUAAAAAGCUACCAGAUACGAUCAUCAAUUCGGGCCACGAAAAGCCCAACAUAUUUUUUUAUCAGAAAAUUAAUCAUCUGACGAUUUUACUCGUAACUCAUGAUACGUGACAUCGAUUCCAUUUUUAAACGAUACGUGAACGUUGUUUCAAGUUGGAACACUCGGCAAAUCGAUAAGUAGAUAUCGAUCUCUUCCAUUGUUCUCCCGUUAAACGGUCGACGUUGAGAAAAGAAUUCAAAAUCCUUAAGUACGAUGAAUUAAAAUUCUGCGAAGGAUGUCCACUCGAUAAAAAAGUGAAAUAGAUUUUAGAAAAGUGGGAAGGAUGCAGUGCGCUGGUGACAGCCCUAAGUGGGGUCAAUCUCCCGUGGAUAUAGACGACAAUCAUGUUCUUAGAGUAGAAUAUCCUCCGCUUACUAUGAGUGGCCAUUGGAGUCAGGAUGGUUAUGCGAAUAUAAGGAACACUGGAUCUACCGUCGGAAUAACUCUGGAGGGUAAUAGAAGUCCAGCUAGUAUACGUGGUGGUCCGCUGACAGACGACGUAUACGAAUUCUCGGAAGUUGUCUUUCGUUGGGGCUCAUCGAAUUGUAAAGGAGCCGAACAUACUCUCAAUGGAACGUGGUUUACAAUGGAAGCUCAAAUUAUACACUUUAAUCUUCGAUACGAAGAAAUUGAAAAGUGCUGGGAUAAGAGAGACGGUCUCGCGAUUUGCUCCUAUUUUCUUCAGGUCUAUCAACUUCCCGCUUGGGACGAGCAUCCAUUGUUCUCGAAGAUCACCGAUAAUUUGUAUAAGAUCACAGAACCGGAGUCCACCGCAAAAAUAUCAUCUAACUGCUUGAGUUGGAUGAGACAAGCCUGUCAAACACCAGGCUAUUAUAGCUACACCGGUUCCAUUACCACUUGGCCCUAUCACGAGUGCGUGACUUGGAUCAUUUUUCCAGAACCCGUACGAAUCUCAGAAAAUCAAGCGCAAUGUUUCAGAAUGUUAAAAAACAAACAAGGAACAUUUAUUAAAGAGAAUUAUCGUGAGGUUCAAAAGCUCAAUUCCCGAAUAAUUUACUACAUUUGUUGAAGCUACGUUUCUAUUUCUAUAAAGAUUGUAUAUCGGUCCAUUA
This is a messenger RNA of Vespa crabro (European hornet), 1595 nucleotides long. RefSeq names its product carbonic anhydrase 7-like. The transcript is spliced from 4 exons. Gene Ontology annotation, cellular component: cytoplasm. The coding region runs from base 806 to 1552 and encodes 248 amino acids. The record is from RefSeq and is a predicted model, not a curated record. Gene Ontology annotation, molecular function: carbonate dehydratase activity; zinc ion binding. NCBI's taxonomy places the organism in Eukaryota, Metazoa, Arthropoda, Insecta, Hymenoptera, Vespidae.